GUGCCGUUUCCCCCCAUGGUUUCUGCUCUCCCAGAGUAACUUGGCGCUGGGCUCAGAUCAUUAUACAGUCCCAUAUUCUCCCUCCAUUAAGGCAUCUUUCUACCUUUUGGGCUGAACAGAAAUCCCCCCUAACCCAAGAGGAAAGAGUCCAACUUUUGAGGGCGAUAUGGACAUGAAAAAGAGAAUUCAUUUGGAGCUGAGGAACAGGACACCAUCUGAUGUACGAGAACUUGUCCUUGACAACUGUAGAUCAAAUGAAGGGAAAAUUGAAGGCCUUACAGUAGAUUUUGUAAAUCUUGAAUUUUUAAGUUUGAUAAAUGUUGGUCUACUUUCAGUCUCCAACCUUCCAAAACUCGGAAAGCUUAAAAAGUUGGAACUCAGUGACAACAGAAUCUCUGGAGGCCUUGAUGUUUUAGCUGAAAAACUCCCCAAUCUCACACAUCUAAACCUAAGUGGAAACAAACUGAAAGACAUCAGCACAUUGGAACCCUUGAAAAAGCUUGACCAUUUGAAGAGUCUCGACCUUUUCAAUUGUGAAGUCACAAACUUAAAUGACUACCGGGAAAGUGUCUUCAAGCUCCUUCCGCAGCUCACAUAUCUAGAUGGCUAUGACAUGGAUGACCGAGAGGCAUCGGACUCUGAUGGAGAAGCUGAUGGAGUUGAUGAUGAUGAUGACGAGGAAGGAGAAGACGAAGAUGAGGAUGGAGAGGAGGAAGAGUUUGACGAAGAAGAAGAUGAGGAUGAUGAUGAAGAUGAGGUUGAAGGCGAGGAUGAUGAUGAGAGUGGAGAUGAUGAGGAGGAAGACUUUGGUCAGGAUGGAGAAGUAGAUGAUGACGAUGAUGAUGAUGACGAAGACGACGAAGAAGAAGAAGAGCAAGGGGGAAAGGGUGAGAAGAGAAAACGAGAAGCAGAUGAUGAAGACGAGGAAGACGAUGACGAGGAGGAUGAUUAAGAGCCGAGGAACAACUCUGUUACCAACCCUUCCCUCCCUCUCCUUUUCAACAACUUGGCUAUCCCAUCAACCUUGCUAUCCCUCCACCCCCUCUUUCUACCCAAGCGCUAAGCUCCCUGUGGGGGCAAGACUGUACCGGACGGGUGGAGCUGUGCAUAUGGAGCCUACGAGCUGAAUGAGAGCCUUCUGGAUCGGUGGCUUACUCGGCAUUCCACAAGUCUACUGUCAAUCCCCUGCCCGUUUGUGUUUCAAAACCUGUGGGGACUUUGGGGACUGGUAUUUAGUUUUGGGUCUGUGCUUUUAAUAUUUUGUUAAAUGAAAGUUUUUCUUCUCUUUUUUUUGACAUUUCCUCCCCAUUUAGUUUUUGUUCCAAAUUUCCCAAUAAGAAUGCUAUAGCAACGUGUAACAAGCCAGCCAUAAUUUUAGUGUGGCAGUCUGUGGCACAAAUCAAGGUUGUAGCUACAUUUUUACUUUCUGUAAGACAAAAACAAACUUUGUAAAUAAAAUAACAUUUUGUGCUUUG
Messenger RNA from Triplophysa dalaica, 1475 nucleotides. It is a transcript of the gene anp32b, whose product is annotated as acidic (leucine-rich) nuclear phosphoprotein 32 family, member B. Gene Ontology annotation, molecular function: histone binding. Gene Ontology annotation, biological process: regulation of apoptotic process. Gene Ontology annotation, cellular component: nucleus. The record is from RefSeq and is a predicted model, not a curated record. Lineage: Eukaryota; Metazoa; Chordata; Actinopteri; Cypriniformes; Nemacheilidae. The transcript has 7 exons. The coding region runs from base 167 to 952 and encodes 261 amino acids.